Molecule: messenger RNA, 2613 nt
Organism: Oncorhynchus kisutch (coho salmon)
Lineage: Eukaryota; Metazoa; Chordata; Actinopteri; Salmoniformes; Salmonidae
Product: claudin-4-like
Exons: 3
Coding region: 1346-1996 (216 amino acids)
Cellular component (GO): membrane; bicellular tight junction
Molecular function (GO): structural molecule activity
Source: RefSeq, a predicted model, not a curated record
GUUUUUAUUGUGAAAUUGACACACUUUAAACAUCAAAAUCAUUCAUAUUUUCACACUUAACGAAAGAUCCUAAACUGUCAGAAUUUGGCACAUUGUUAUCCAACAUAUGCACAAGAUAAGCUGUUAUUAAUUCAGUCUAUAGAAUAUAAAAUCUAACAAUGCAGAUGGUUUUAAUUAAACUCCUCUCAAAUAGUAAGAUUCCAAAACAAUAUUUACAACACCUAUGUAUGUUUUAAAUAGGCAUACAGUGUGAAAUACAAGUACAUCAAGUCCAGUUUGAUGUUGUUUCUCUUCAACAGAGCACCAUCAAAAAUGAUCCACUAAAAAGCAGUAUUUUCUUCAUGUCAAAACAUAUAACAAAAUAGUUUCAGUAGAAAUCACCCCCAUUUGAUAUGUUCUGGAAUUCAAAGUUGGUAUCAGAUGUCCUUCAUCGACUGUGGGAAAAACGUGAGCAGAAAGCUGCUGCCAGAUACGCAGGUCAGUUCAAACAUAGUCUCUUUUGUCCUAGCCGCUGGGGGCCACAGACCUGAUUGGGGAGUACACCAUCCGUGAGGGUGGCCCUGCAUACCUCUUCUCAGGCUGUGGGGGGCAACUACAGCACAGGAUCCCCCCCCAAUGAGGAGUAAUGCGGCUGCUGCCCAGCCCAGGUAGAGAGCCCCUCCAAUCUCCCUUUUCUGAGCCUCAGGAGUGAUGGGACUAUAGACAUCCAUGAUGAUUCUGUUGGCUGACCAGGACACAGGGAUCAGCUGGGUCAGGGAUGCUACGAUGAAGGCCACCCCGGCUGCGAUCAUCACCUGGGCCUUGGCCAUCUCGUCCUCAACACAGUUGGUACACUUAGCCUCCACCACGGCCACCAGCACCCCCAUGAUGCCCACAACUAUAGAGAUGAUUGUGAGGGCUCGGGCUGCCUGCAGGUUGGAGCUGAGGGCUAGCAUGGAGUCGUAGAGGAGUCAUACAGGUCAUCCAGAUGCCCUCCCACAUGGUCUGAGCUGUGAUGAUGUUGACCCCGAUGAAAGCGGACACCCUCCACAUGGGCAUGGCGCAGGACACGAUGCUUAAUAUCCAACCCAGGACAGCCAGGAUCACUCCCAAGAUCUCUAGUCCCAACACAGCCAUUUUGUUGUUUUACCUUCCUUUUCCGACAACUGUGAUCACCUUGGUGUUGUUUGUGGCACGUUGAAGACAGACCCGUCCACGGAACUAACCAGUCAAACUCCUCGUCCGUCAAAGCAGACACGUCCUCCAGGCGAACGGAAGAACGACAGUCUAUAGCCCUCCAACCCCCAAGGACUGACGUCACCUUGCAAGUUCUGUGCAAGCUGUAGCGCCCCCCCACCCCACCCCCAUGGCUGUGGAGGAGCUGGGCAUCACCUUGUCCAUGGUGGGCCUGGCAGGCACCAUCCUGAUCUGCGCCCUGCCCAUGUGGAAGGUCACAGCGUUCAUCGGCACCCACCUGGUGGUCAUGCAGGUGUUCUGGGAGGGCCUGUGGAUGACCUGUGUGUCUGAAACCACGGGACAGAUGCAGUGUAAGAUCUACGACGCUCUUCUAGACCUGUCCCCUGACCUCCAGGCGGCCCGGGGCCUCAUUGUCAUCAGCAUGGUACUGGGCUGCCUGGCGUUCCUCGUCUUCCUCCUGGGGGCUAGGUGUACCAACUGUCUGAGCCAUCCCAGGGUCAAAGCCUGCAUGGUGCAGGCCGCAGGGAUCACCUUCACCCUGGCUGGGUUAAGCAUCAUAGUGGCUGUGUCCUGGACAGCCCAGUCUAUCAUUAGGGACUUCUAUAACCCGCGGGUCCCUGAGGUGCUGAAGAAGGAGAUGGGGGCGGCCAUCUAUGUGGGCUGGGUGACCUCUGGGUUCCUGUUCUGUGGAGGAGGGGUGCUGUGUACCAGAUGUCCUCCAGGGGGGAGAGAGGGCAGGCAUGGUUCCAGCAAUAGGUACACCCUGGCUAGGAUGCCCACUCACACUCACAGCAGCUACGCCAUAAAGAACUAUGUGUGAGAGGGGAGUGCUUUAUUUGCCUGUUAACUUCAGGUAAAUCAUGCAGGUGUUGGCACUCUGAAGAGACAUGUCACAGCAUGUUUUUCCCUCUUUUGAACAUUGCAUGUGCACGUCUGGUCGUUCAGUGUAUUGUCUGACUUUGAUGCAUUUAAAAUUGCCCUGGAACUAUUUGAUACAGUAGCUUUGGUGGAAGUUAUUAAAAAUAAGAUAAUAUUAGUUAAUUAUUGUUAUAAAAUAAGUCUAGCUUAGGUAAUUGUAGAUAUUCAAAUGUCACUAUCCCCAUGAAAGAUGUUUGUUGAGGAAAUAUCUGUUAUUGAAAUAUAAUCACUGAAAAUCAACAGGUUACCGUUAUUGACAGUACAAGUACGUCCACUGAUUGAACCUGAUUGUUUUUACAUCCCUGUGUUGUAAUUCACAUCAUUUCAUUUUUUACAUCCUAUUAAACUGUGGUUAUUUCUUGUAAUGUGUUUUAGGAACAAUGUUUUUCACAUUUGACUUUGUGACUAGAAUCUGCUUUAAAAGAAAAUAGAUGCAGCAUUUUAGACGGCAGCAAAUCAUGUUCUUUGAAUGAUUUGCGAUUUGAACCAAAUAUAAAUAAACAUUUUGAUCCUAAAUUA